AUGAAAAUGUCUGCAACAACUUCAUCGUAUGCCAAGGCUGCUCUAAACCAACAAGAUCCUUCCAUCUCUGAUAGUCCAGCUCCUUCUGCUCCUGCUCCUGCUCUUGCUCCUGCUCAAGAUCCAGCGUCCUCUCAACAGCCGGUCCCUUCUUCCCCAAACCAGAAGGAACACGUGGCUCCAGAACUAGCUCCUGCUCCCCUACCUUUAACUAACGCUUGGGGCAAACCCACACAACAGACAACCCCAUCGGUUGAUUUGGAAGCUAUAUUGGACUCUAAGCUCCAUUCCCAGAGCGGACCAUCCUCUUUGUCGGUCACCUCUCCAACCGGUAAAUGGGUGCCCUUUAAAGGCGCUACAAUCACCAUCUCAGAUUCUUCCACUUACUCAAACAAGAGGAAACCUAGAAAAUCGAAAAAGAAAUCAAACCCAACCGAUAGUAAAAAGUCAGGUAAUCACAUUCACAACAAUAAUAGCAACAAUGCUGCCAAUAACAGAAAGUCUGCCAAGACCAACUCGGAAAAGAGAGAUUCCUUUCCAAGUGUUUCCUUAAAUCAAACUUCUGAAAAUGUCGAAGAUAUGGGAAACGUGAAUGAAAAUCCAGACACUUUGCUAGUUGAUGGCCAAACCAACGACCAACCAAAGUCACAUGGCGAAACCAAGACCGAAAAUGGAGCCAACAACAGUACUAACGGUGUCAACAACCUCCAUCAAACCCAAAGACAUCAUAACAACCAAAGGUAUAGUACCCAGCAACGUCAUAAUGGUCACUCUCAUCAUCAUGCUCAUCACCAGAACCAUAACCACACCAACAACCACAACCAUCGCCACCAUAAUUACUACCAAAACAAUAACCAAAGACAUGGCAAUGUCCAACAUGGAUAUCACCAACACAGAAGUAAUUACAGAAACUACAACAAUUACAACCGUCACUACACAAACCACGGUGGUAACAUUAUGAAUUGGAUCGCUGAUUCUCGUAUACAUGCUGUUGCAUCGGUUGCUGCACAAUUGAACUACUACUUUGACAUCUCAAACCUCUUGAAAGACAUCUACCUAAGAAAACAUAUGAACUCUCAAGGUUGGAUCGAUUUGACAUUUGUAUCCCAAUUUUACAGGGUUCGAGCUUUCAGUUGUGGCGACCUCUCGGUCAUUAGAGAUGCAUUGGACCAAUCGCUUCAUUUUGAAUGGGGCUAUCUUGAGUCAAAGGAAGACGCAUCUGACGAAACAAACCUCACCAACCCAAUCCAGAAAAUCAAAGUUAGGGCUAUCAAGAACCCACUCAACUGGGUGUUGUCUGAGACAGAACGUGAAGGUUGUGGUUUGGAUGAGCUUUGUCCUACUGUUAUACAGGCCAAGUCUGAACCAAAAAUCAAUGAGGAGUCAGGAGUGAACAAAAACACCCCCACUCAAGAACAAACCGAAUCUAAUACAGAAUCCAACAAUGACAAAAUAUAG
Messenger RNA from Pichia kudriavzevii, 1455 nucleotides. RefSeq lists its product as uncharacterized. The record is from RefSeq and is a predicted model, not a curated record. Lineage: Eukaryota; Fungi; Ascomycota; Pichiomycetes; Pichiales; Pichiaceae. The coding region runs from base 1 to 1455 and encodes 484 amino acids. The transcript has a single exon. Gene Ontology annotation, molecular function: RNA binding.